AUGAACAAGCGGCUUCCCUGCCCUGGGAAUUUCCUGAUCUAUAAAAUAGAGAUUGGUGGGUGGACAAGAUGCAAAGCCAUCACUAGGAAUCCCGAUACCCAGGCCAAAUCCAGGCCCCAGCUACUUCCUGUCCCAUCGGAGAAGAUGCUCCCCAAGGUGGUCACCUGUAGCCUACUCCUUCUCAGUGUGCUCUGGAUUGAUGUGGCCUUGGCAGGUUCCAGCUUCCUAAGCCCGGAGCACCCAAAGACCCAGCGGAAGGAAUCCAAAAAGCCACCUGCCAAACUUCAGCCCCGUGACGUGGAAGACUCUUUCAGUCAGCCAGAAGGAGUAGAGAAGGGUUUGGAAAUCCAGUUCAACGCUCCCUUUGACAUUGGGAUUAAAGUGGCAGAGGCUCAGUAUCAGCAGUAUGGGCGCACCCUGGAAAAGGUCCUACAGGAGAUCCUUUCGGAAGAGAACCAAGGAAAUACAGGAGAAAACUGAUGCACUGAAGAGAUGAACCCACACAUUUUUCUAACCAACAUGCAUCAUCCCAUGUCUUGCAUCCAAAUUUGCUUCCCUGACAACUUCCCCAUCUGUGCAUUAAUUGUAUGCCGGGGAGAGAAAUAAAAUUCUCAUUGUAGCCUGAGAUCUCAAAAGGGGAACUUAUUUCAUCCCAGAAGUAUUCUGUAACAUUCUUGGGAAAGAACUUGAGCAUUAGCCAAUAGCAUCAGGAAGACAUAUUCCAUGGGGAGGGAUGAGUGCCCAGUCAGUGAAAACCAGACAAAAUCCGAAUUCUUUAAAACUGACAAAUUAAGGGCUGACUAUUCAAAGGGUAGAGAGUCUCUUCACAAAGGAUCCCCUCUGAGUGGGGUUCUUUUAAAUAUUAGAACUCUCCAAAAUGCAGAGAAGAGUUUGUUUCUAGAUUGCUAAUUAGUGGAAAAGCCACAGCUGAAAGAAACAGUCUUUUUGAUGUCACAGCCCACCAGACCACAAUGGAUAACUAUAAAUUUGUCUGAAAUAAUAUGGAAGUCAAUGAGCAAAGAAGAAUUGAUCUACCCUAGCUCACUAUACUUUCCUAUUCCCUCUAUAUCUUCUGGUGGGAAAUCACAAUCCAUAUUGAGGUUUUUCUGAUAUUGAACUUGAUGGCCAGUGAACUUUGCUGUUCAAUAGCCAUCAGUUAUACCCUUAACCUCAGGGGCCAGGUAGGCCACACAUGUGAUGGAAUUUUAAGGGAACUGUAAGAGUCUUACAUCCCCUCCAUCUCUCUCUUUCCAGUACCCUCCCAGCUCUCUGCCCUACAUGUUGUA
Vombatus ursinus (common wombat) is the source of this 1286-nucleotide messenger RNA. RefSeq names its product ghrelin and obestatin prepropeptide (gene GHRL). Gene Ontology annotation, biological process: negative regulation of inflammatory response; gastric acid secretion; regulation of response to food. The transcript has 5 exons. Gene Ontology annotation, molecular function: ghrelin receptor binding; growth hormone-releasing hormone activity. Gene Ontology annotation, cellular component: extracellular region. The coding region runs from base 1 to 480 and encodes 159 amino acids. The record is from RefSeq and is a predicted model, not a curated record. NCBI's taxonomy places the organism in Eukaryota, Metazoa, Chordata, Mammalia, Diprotodontia, Vombatidae.